CCACGGGGCGGAGCCAGGGCUUAGUCUGGGAGCCGGAGAGCCAGCAGGAGGCGGUUGCCCGGCAACGCCCGGGCGCGGAGUCCCAGCGGCCUGGCCCCUCCCGGGGAGGAGGUGGGUUCGGAGCCACGUGACUCAGGUUCUACCAGAGGGGUCGCGGUGGGGGGCCCGACCGGCCAGGGCCGUGAAGGGAUACCAGAAGGGCGUACGCGUGGCUUCCAGUGCGGACCCCUAGCCCCGGUGGACAGCGGGAGAAACUGAGGCCCGAGUGGUGGUUCAGGUGAGCUGUAUGGUGACCUGGACCAGGUGGUGGCUGUGGAGAUGGAGGAGAGGGCCAGGAAGAUCUUCUUUGAACAAAGGUGCAGUUGGGGGAAAGGGUGUGGCUGUGGGCCAGGCCUGUGCUGGCCAUCCUUUCUCCCGCUGCAGACCCAGGGAGGGCCAUGAAGGUCCUGCUCCUUACCGUGCUGGGAGCCCUGUUCUUCGCCUAUUAUUGGGCUGACAACUUCGACCCAGCCAGCCUCCAGGGAGCCCGUGUGCUGUUAACAGGGGCCAGUGCAGGUGUCGGGGAGGAGCUGGCAUAUCACUAUGCCCGCCUGGGCUCCCAUCUGGUGCUCACUGCCCACACUGAGGCCUUCCUGCAGAAGGUGGUAGGGAACUGCCGGAAGCUGGGCGCUCCCAAGGUCUUCUACAUCGCUGCGGACAUGGCCUCCCCUGAGGUGCCCGAGCGCGUGGUGCAGUUUGCGCUGGACAAGCUGGGUGGGCUGGACUACCUCGUGCUGAACCACCUCGGUGCCGCCCCGGCAGGCACUCCGGCCCGCAGCACCCAGGCGACACGCUGGCUUAUGCAGGUGAACUUCCUGAGUUACGUGCAACUGACAUCCUUGGCGCUGCCUAGUCUGACGGACAGCAAGGGCUCCCUGGUGGUGGUGUCCUCACUGCUCGGCCGUGUGCCCACGUCCUUCUCCAGCCCCUAUUCGGCGGCCAAAUUCGCCCUGGACAGCUUCUUCGGCUCCCUGCGGCGGGAGCUGGACGUGCAGGACGUGAAUGUGGCCAUCACCAUGUGCAUCCUGGGACUCCAGGAUCGCUCCUCCGCUGCCGAGGGUAUCAGGGGUGUCACAAGGGCCAAGGCGGCCCUGGGGCCCAAGGCAGCCCUGGCUGUGAUCCGCGGAGGUGCCACGCGUGCCUCUGGUGUCUUCUACCCAUGGCGCUUUCAUCUGCUUUGCCUGAUCCGGGCUUGGCUGCCACGCCCGAGGGCCUGGUUCAUCCGCCAGGAGCUCAACAUCACUGCUGCCGCCACUGCCUGAGCUCCUGGGGGUGGAGCCCCUUUAUCUUCUUAGAGGGGGACCGUCCAUCCAUCCGUCCUGAAGCUGGGACAUAAACCGAGACACCUCUGAGAAAGUGGCCCCGGCCCAAGACAGAAAAGGAAAACCGAGGAAAACUACCAGCACCUGGAAACAAUGAAAACUCCAGUGUGAGAGUGGUGACUGUGCCAGUACCUGGUCAAGGACUUGAAAGGCAUUAACUCAAUCUUCUCGGAUGAUCGCUGCUUCCAUUUCGCAGAUGAGAAAACUGGGGCUUAGGCUCAGAGAGGUGAUGUGUCUUGCCCCAGCGCCCUGGCCACAUCAAACAGGUCGCAUCAUUGCUGAGCCACCCUUGGAACCUUCUCUGUCUCCCACCUGGAACCACCUUAUUUCUUCUUUCUACUCAAUCUCCGAGCAUCACCCAACCCUUGCCCCAAGCAAGGGAGAGCUGAAAAGCUGUCCACCCGAUGGUAGGGGCCAAGGACAGUAGGGGCCAAGGACAGAGAGGAGGGAAAGAACUUGUUAUGAGCUAGACUCAGCCUCCCGUUUCAUAAUAAAAAUCCUUUUU
Rhinolophus ferrumequinum (greater horseshoe bat) is the source of this 1866-nucleotide messenger RNA. It is a transcript of the gene HSD11B1L, whose product is annotated as hydroxysteroid 11-beta dehydrogenase 1 like. The coding region runs from base 438 to 1301 and encodes 287 amino acids. The record is from RefSeq and is a predicted model, not a curated record. Gene Ontology annotation, cellular component: intracellular membrane-bounded organelle. Gene Ontology annotation, molecular function: oxidoreductase activity. NCBI's taxonomy places the organism in Eukaryota, Metazoa, Chordata, Mammalia, Chiroptera, Rhinolophidae. The transcript is spliced from 8 exons.